AGCCUGUAUGGACAGUAUUGUAGUUGGGGUAUAAGAUCAAUUGAUCAAAGAAAGGUCACUAUUGUCAGGUCUAUUAUCAUUCUAAUCUACCCAAAUAGGUACAAAUAGGUACCCGUUCUAUGAUACCUGGAACCCAACUUUGGAUCCAGAAUCUUUUUCCUUCCUGGGUCAUUCGCUCGAAAUGACUGUGAAUGGAAAGUACUUCCUGCUUGAUGACUGGUCUUCGCUCUGCAGUGUUUGCCUUGGUCAACCCCACCAGUCUAUUUUUGUUUUCGGCCAAGCCAAGCCACAAAGGGUGGUAGCAUCAAUUGGAUUCAUUCUCUACCAUUCUAUCAUUCUCUGCCUCUGCCUAUCCUAUUGUUGUUAUAGUUACCAAGACUUAGUUGUGAAGGACCUCCCAUGAAGAUACUGCAAAAGACGCAGCCCUUGUGGCUGCUGUUGGUCAUUAGUGCGUAUUUCCCUGACGCCGCAUACGGUCAAUACGAAGCCCUGGCAUCGUUGAUCGGAUCGACGCAAGAAGAGAUUUUGGAAUUGGGUGGAUUGCCCGAUAAGGAUUGUUUCUUCACGUUCAAUGCGACGGCGGAUAACUGCAAUGCUCUCAUUGAAGCGAAUGCGGAUUCGGAAGAAGAAGAAGGUUGCGACUGCCGCAUCUUUUGCCAAGGCAAAACGGUAGCCUGCUACGAUUUUGGCGCCACGCCCGAUUUGUUUUCGUGUCCGUCCGUCUAUGGAGUGGUGGCGGGGUGCCAGGAAAAUCAAACCUUCUCCGAGCCGCUCUUAUCGACCGACAACUCCACCGAUGAACCGUGUCCCGAAGGAUACAUGUGUACGCGAGGACGACAGAAAAAGUGCGAUGAUAUACGGCAAAUUCCACUCCAAUUGGGAUUGGGAGAUGUCCAUGCGGGAAUGUGGUGUCCUGGAAGAGGUGAUCGACGUGAUAAUGGAUAUCAAAUCUGUGAAGCUGGACAUUACUGUCCCAAUUCGACGACCAUGAUACGCUGUCCUGCCGGAUACUUUUGUCCUCACAAGACGGCUUACCCUGACAUUGAAUGCCCUCAUUGCGGUGAAGCGGCUGCAACCUUGGGACGAAAGCCCUAUGGGUACAUCGUCGGCGGCGUUGUUGCAGGUCUCAUCUUACUGCUUGUCAUCUAUGAAAUGUUCAGGCGAUACAAUACCGGUCUCUGGGAUCAUUUGCUGGAAUUGCAAGCUCGGAAUUUCGACAAGGUCAAAGCCACCGUGCAAGCCAAGAGUCGUCAAGAAAAAUUGAAGAAAUUGGAACCCAAACUCAGAGUCAUUGAAAAACGGUUGCAGCAAGAUUCGGGAAGUUAUCGGGCCGAUCCCACGCAAUCCAUUCGUGCCGUGAGCGUUGACAACAAGUCCGGUAGAAUCAAAUUCAAUGCUCGUAAACUAUUCGACAUGAUGGACGUCUCCGGGGAUGGAGAACUCACGUACGAAGAACUGGAACACGCCCUCAACUUGAACCAAGUGCAAAUGCGAGAGUUCAUUCGUCGUAUGAACCAAGAAGCCAGAAAACCACCCGAAACGGAAACCAUUUCACGAGAAAUCUUCAUCAAGCAUUUUCUGAGUGUUCUGGAACAGACGAGCCAUUUCGAACCGACCGCCACCGAAGCUACCGAACUGUUUGACGAGAUUUUGUUAGCCAAGGGAACUCUCGAUGUGGAGGGAAUUGCACAUGAAGACCUGUUUGAUUCUCCAAUUAGUUCCUUCUUGGACGACGCCAAAAUUAAUCAAAUUAUCAAACGAUUCCGCGAGCUCCAAGAGAAGCAGAUGGGUUCGCGCAUGUCGCUGGGAGAGGGCGAUAGUGAUCUCAUGCCCGAUGAAUCAUUCAAGUCAGAUGUCCCUCGAGACAGCGAUGUUUCCAAUCCCUCUGUUUCCCGUCGUCGACGCAGCACUGUUUCCAAACAAGUCAGGCGAGCGUCCAUUGGUGGAGGACGACGAUCAUCCUUCUCGGGUGACAACGCCAUCAACGCGAUCAACCGCUUCAAGUUUAGGCGUCCUUCUAUUCUGACAUUUAUGCAAAAACAUGACGUGAUUACCCGCGAAGAAUUCAUCGCCUGGUACCCUGCACUCUUGACGGAAGUAACCCGUGACGUUCAAAGGCGUGAUUCCUCCGUAGUGUCCAGGAGCGAACUGGGUGUGGAUAUUACCUUUCAAAAUCUUUCAUUGACAGUGACGGUUAAGGGAAAUGAAGUCAAAAUUGUCGACAAUGUCACUGGGAGGCUCAAGGCUGCGAGCAUGACAGCUCUAAUGGGAGGGUCAGGUGCCGGCAAGACUAGUUUGCUUAACGCCCUCUGUGGACGAGCUUUUUAUGGUGAAGUGACUGGUACGGUUAGGAUCAAUGGACACGAAACCACUAUCGAAGAGCAUGCAAGCGCCGUUGGAUUUGUCCCGCAGGAUGAUAUUGUGUAUGCUGAGUUGACGGUGAGAGAAAACUUUAUCUUCAGUGGUCGAUUUCAGCUUCCCAAGGAUACUUCUACUAAGGACAUCGAAGACCUUGCGGAUGCAACCAUGGCCAACCUUGGUCUGUCUCGUGUCAUGCACAGCAUUGUUGGUGAUGUGACGAGAAGAGGAGUUUCUGGAGGUGAAAAGAAGCGCGUGAACAUUGGCUUGGAACUCAUGGCACGCCCAAAAAUCGUGUUCUUGGACGAACCGACUUCCGGGCUUGAUGCCAACUCUGCUUUGCUUGUCAUGGAAUCGCUCAAAACUCUGACUCAAAUCUAUGGAACCACAAUCUGCAGUGUGAUCCACCAGCCGCGAAAGUUCAUCUAUGAAUUAUUCGACAGUCUGAUUCUUUUGGGUGUGGGUGGCAAGAUGGUGUUCCAUGGCCCUACCGAGGAUGCGGAGCCGUACUUUAGAAAGCUGCACUAUGACCUUCCCCCGGGCGAGAGCAUUGCCGACUGGCUCAUUGAUAUCUCGUCAGGUCGAUUGGGACCAUCGAUGCAAUUGAAAGAAAAGGCCAAGAAAGAAGAGAGAGACAGUAGGAGGUACCGACCUUCCACGGAUGCCAUCAUCGAAGAAGAGUCGGAAGCAGAUUCAACGACAUUCAAUGCCAGUGAAGUUGACGUGGACGAUUUCGACAGCAACGGGGAGUUUUUGCUUCCCGAAGAAGGUCCGUCUUCAUCGGCCACAAAUCCCGUGCCGUUUGAGUUCAAACAGUCCGGCCUUUCAAUGGAUUCGACAGCCUUUUCCACAUAUUCGACAAUGCCAGCGCAAGAGGGUAGCCAAGCACUAAUCCUGUCCAUGCGUAGUGCUCUCGACAUGGACAAAUCGAGAACGCUGAACAAGACCGAGGAUAUCUUUGAAGAUCCGGCUGCACAGGCAAAGGCCCGGCGGGAGGUGCUUUACAGCAAAUGGAGGUCUCACUUUUCGCAGCUUGAUGACGACGAGCGAGACACAUAUGAGCCACCAGAGCCCUACGAGCUCCCAGAAAAAACUGAUAAGGCGCCGUUCAUGAUCCAAGUUGGGUAUCAAUUGAGGAGGUUGCUUAUAGUAGCCGGACGAAACUGGCUGACCAAGACCAUUGACACAUUUAUCAUUGUAGGAGCAGCUGUCUUGGUGUCUCUCAUGGAUGGAGUAGAGCAGCCAACCAUGUGGGUGGGGAUGAGCAACUUGAAGUAUGAUUUCACUGCUGAACCAACAUCAGUUGAAGAAGUUGUGUCUGAGUUUCCCAAAUUCUUUCAGUAUGCCAUCUGGGCGAACUUGAACAAUUUGCAUGCAUAUGGCACAAAGCUUGGCGUGCUCAUUGCCGUUCUGGUUGCUUUGACCGCAACGAAGACAAUCACCUCGAAACGGAAAGAGUUUUUCCGUGAAGCAGCUAGUGGAUACAGCACCAAUGCCUACUUCAUUGCGGUCAACGUGAUUGCCACAUUGGAGCAUUCCAUCCAGAUUGCCAUUGCGGCACUCUGUUCGAUUUGGCUUCGAAACUCCCUGUCCCACUGGUAUUCCUGGAUGGUCGCGUUCCUCCUGUGCGGUUGGAUCUCUGUAUCGUGGGCGUUCCUGUUUCCACUUAUUGUUCCUCCCGACAACGUUGUGCUGGUGACAGGAUUCUACAUGGUUCUUUUCGGCCUGCUCUUCUCCGGAGCUCUUGCUCCUGUCUUGUACUCCACGAUCUAUGCCGACACUUUCAUGUCCAUCUUCAGCGGCUUGCUUUCACCAACAAGGUAUUUUAUCGAAGCUCUUUCUGUUUCGGAGUCUCGCGUCUUGCCGGUUCAAUCUGGUUUCACCGAGUUUGGUAUCAACGUGGGCGGAGGAAUGUUCGAGGCCAUGUCCUUUAAAAUCACGGGCCUUGGAUUGAAUGACUUUUACAAUGUCACGCAACGUUCUACUGACGGAUGGUACUGGGGUGCUCUCCCUGCCUUUUUGGUUGGACUGUUGAUCCGAUGGGCUUCAUUAGGAUUUAUUCAUGUGUCAGAUCGCGCAAAGCAGGCCAAGAAGCCCAUGCUUCACACUGUAGCCAAGAAGGGAGCUCUCGCAUGGAUUGCUCUUUUCCUCUACUCAGCCAUCUUGAUUGGGUUGCUGUUUGCCACGGUUUGGACCAUCUUGCGGGAGAAAUCAGCCUACCCAGACCAAGAAUUUUAGAUACAUAACUUUUUAUUGAAAGAUGCAUGUAUGGUGUUUCGGAGCCGGAAACCAGGCUUCACGUUGAAACUUCAGAAAUGGAAGGAGGAGAAAGGUUCAUCAUGAGCAUCUCCUGCACAGAUCUCUCGCACCGCGUAGAUUGCAGCGUUGACAGAUCCAUGUUCUUGUCUGUUUGACUUGACUCGGGCUGUGGGUUUCACGUGCAUUUUGCCAAUGCUUCAUCUAGCUACCGGUACCGCACCAAUACGCCGGCCAACUUGCGUUGUGCAGAGCCA
This is a messenger RNA of Seminavis robusta, 4871 nucleotides long. The record is from the annotation of a GenBank genome assembly. NCBI's taxonomy places the organism in Eukaryota, Bacillariophyta, Bacillariophyceae, Naviculales, Naviculaceae.